This is a messenger RNA of Lytechinus variegatus (green sea urchin), 4768 nucleotides long. Its product is annotated as cellular tumor antigen p53-like. Gene Ontology annotation, biological process: protein tetramerization; regulation of transcription by RNA polymerase II; apoptotic process. NCBI's taxonomy places the organism in Eukaryota, Metazoa, Echinodermata, Echinoidea, Temnopleuroida, Toxopneustidae. Gene Ontology annotation, cellular component: nucleus. The coding region runs from base 1165 to 3021 and encodes 618 amino acids. Gene Ontology annotation, molecular function: protein binding; RNA polymerase II cis-regulatory region sequence-specific DNA binding; DNA-binding transcription factor activity, RNA polymerase II-specific. The record is from RefSeq and is a predicted model, not a curated record. The transcript is spliced from 12 exons.
CAUAAAAUCAAUAUUCUCUGCCUGAAUGGGUCUUGAUUAAAGGCUACUAGUACCUGCACUUUGUACUGGCCUGUGUACUGUGCCUGUGUGUUAUGCAAACCUAUGACAAUAUGUGUAAUAUAUGUGGUUCAGUGCUUUCAGUGUGUGCUCUCUUUAAAAGCAACUUCAUACAGGGAAAACCACAUGUCCACAUGCUUUGUAGUUCUGAGCAGUAUCAAUUGCACACUUUCCUGGGUUAUGUUAUACAUGUAUGGGAAAACUCGAUCAGCCUGUACUGACAUGACUGAACAGUACCGUUCAUGACUCCAUUCAAAUGGUCGACUUUGAAGUUGCAUACAUGUACUAACUAAGGAUUACAUGUAUUGGAUAAAGAUCAUCAUGCCAUGGGUCAAGCUUGUUGCCAUGUGAACAUGUGUCCACCUUUUCUGACUCACUGCUGAUGGCUAUUGCCUUGGCUGCCUUGCACAGUACGGUACCUGCUAUUACUGAAGAUUACAUGUGUCGGAUGGUGAUCAUCGUGACAUACAUGUAGGUCGAGCUGCGACAGUAUUUCCAUGGAUUUGAAAGCCUGCCAUUAUUUGGAAUAGACUUACAUGUGAUCUGCAUCCUAUUGCCAACAGUGGAGUGUGGACUCUACCAUACAACUUAAAUUCCGGAAAGCAAGGAAUUGUGGCAGCCGCAAUCGAACGAUGCUCAGUCACAGUUUUGCCUUCAUUCGUACUAAUUCCUACCAAGUUGAAGCUGUUGGAUAAUUCUGCAUGCAGUUUUGAGUUUAUUUUUCCUUGAGCUGUUGAGCAACUUUUCCUUGACCUUGGACAUAUUUGAUUGUGAAACAUCUAUGAAAUCAUAGAGGUCGCUACAUGUAUUCGCACAACUUAUCAGCUAUCUGUAGAUUAUGAAUAUUGCUACUGUCGAUGGAUGUCCGACCAUGUUUAGCUUUAUGUUUCCACUCGUCACAAAGGAUUUUCAAAGGGGAAGAUGACCACUUCUCCACGAGAGGUCCAGGACGGAACUACAAGUGGAGUCCAUAUUUCCUAGUGAGAAUCUGAAAUGGCCAAUGUAUGAUAGAGUGGUUGCAGGAGUUGCAGAAUACAGUGAUCUACGGCUCAGAAGAAGAAGUCCUGCAAUCUCCUCGACCAUCCAGUUUAACCCCUUGAAUUCAGUAUGGCCUUAACGCACACUCUUGUAGCAGUUGAUGGUGAUGGUCAAGACCAUGUCUGUGGUUAUGUGGUCAGUCCACCUAAAGAUGAGCAGAAAGAAAAAUAUCUUUUGGCAGUUCCAGAUGAUCCAAGGUUCUUGGACCAGCUGAACUCCACUCUGCCUCCCCAGACGGGGACGGACAAUCUCUCCGUCCACAACAUGCCCAGCUCCACAGGAUACCCAUCGGCCACGGAACCUGCUACCUCCCCUCCUCCCCAGUCCUUCUCUCCUCCUCCAAACAAUCUGCAGCUACCUUCAAACGUGGAGUAUCCUGGCCCUUAUGAUUUCCAGAUCAAUCUUGGUCAACCCACAUCCCAGGCAGCAAAAAGUGUGUCGUGGACUUACAGCCCAACUCUCAAGAAGUUAUUCGUGGACAGGGAUAAACCCUGCCCUAUCCAAUUCAAGACUACCGCGGCGCCUCCACCUAACUGCUUCAUCAGAGUUCUUCCGAUCUUCAAGCAGGCUGAGAACCUAGCUGAAGUGGUCUCGCGAUGCCCUAAUCAUGUUGGUCCACCUGAUGAAAAUUCUUCAAACCACUUGGUUCUAUGUAGUGACCCCAACACAAUGUACUUCACUGAUCCACAGAGUUCACGGUAUAGCCUUGUAGUCCCAUAUACUGUUCCCCAGGUCGGUACAGAAUUCUCUAAGUACCUGUUCACUUUUAAAUGCUUCAUCUCAUGCGUCGGUGGUCUGAACAGGAGGAAGAUACAACUCGUCUUCACCCUAGAAUCAGAUUCGGGGAGUAUAUUGGGCCGACAGAUUCUUGACGUGAGGGUGUGCGCCUGUCCUGGUAGGGAUCGGAAGUCAGAGGAGAAAUCCUUUGAGAAGAAUAAAGCGCCCCAAAAGAAACCCCUAAAGAGAGGUCCCAGCAAGGUCACUUCGGUAGUGGGCGUGACGUCCUUCUCCAAAAAGGCAAAAAAGGAUGAAGAAACCUUUCUCAUUGAGGUCCAAGGUCGAGAGAAGUAUGAGAUCUUGAUGAAGAUUAAGGAGAGUUUGGACCUAAUGGAACUGGUUGCUCCAAAUCAGAUAAAUCAGUACAGACAACAUCAAACACAGCAACAGAUGAAAUUGAACAGCCAUCUGCCUAAUGGCGUACCAAACCUCCCACGGGUCAGCUCCUUCCAGUCCACCCCGCCGGCGUCCACCUCCCAGGCCAACACCUUCAACUCCGCCCUCGCUGUCAACAACACCCCUCCGCCCACCAAUCACUCGUCCCCUCCGCUGCUGAAUCACACCAACUCAUACCCCCAGCAGCAACAGGCCAUUCAACAACCGUUCAGAAACCUGGAACCUUAUCCUCCAUCCACCUCCACGGGUCUUGAACGCAGGGACACCAUGCCAUGCAAAGAUGAAGCCGAUGGACCAAACGCAAUGGAUGUUGAUACCAUACCUUCUAGUCAAGGAUUCCCUGUUACUAGGAACUUGGAUCUGACUCCGCCCACUUGCCAAGCGCAACAGAACAUUAGCCCAAAUCAAGAUCCCUCUAUUUAUAGCUUCCUGAAAAGACUAGGUAUGAAGCAGCAUGCAGAUAUCUUCAACCAGAAAGGCGUUCAUACUGUUGAUCAACUAGACGAUAUUAAUAUGGAGGACUUGUCAAGCAUACCCCAUCAGCAACGGGAAUCUCUCUGGAAGGCUAUUCUUGACAUCAAGAGCGGGCUGCAGCUGAGUCACACUCCGACAAUGAACAGAGGAAGCAGCAGCGCCUCCACGAUGAGCAUCCAUUCAAGUGGAGGGUCGGCCGGUGGAAACCAGGUGUAUCGCGCCACUCGCUUUACCUUGAAACAAACUCUAUCAUUCAAAGUAGAGAAAGACGAUGACUAAGUUCUUGAAGGCUGUCUUGGAAGGUUGUUCUUGAGGCGUGAGAGAGCCGCAGAUGUAGCCCUUCAGAAUGCUGUUUAUGCUGGUGGAAGCAAGGGGAAGUCUAUAAUGUGAUAAGUUCCAUUAGCAAGACUGUCAGAGAAGGUCAUUCUCAAGUUUGCUGGUUAGCAGGAGAUAAUGUCACCUUUAUAGGAGUAGGUGAGACGGUGAUCUGUAUGAAAGAGGCCAGUACUUUCAACAGCUUUUGUUUGAUGAUGAAGAAUGGACACACUGCCGUGGCACUGACAUUACAUCGUUCAAACCAAAGGACAUGAAAGAGCAUGGGAGCACGAUUGUAAAACGGUCGUGCCUACAAGUUUUGGUGGCCAUGGUCUGUAUGAUAGAUACUAUUGUUCAAGAAGUGACUGAAUGUUGAACUUAAAACAAAAACUCGGCAUAAUUUAGGGAGAUUGUGCUUGAGAUGUUGAACAGCGCAAUGCCAUGCCACAGAUGCAGCUGUUGACUGUACAGAAUUCAUUUAGAAUGUUCUACCCAGAGGAGCUGAUGAGCGGUCCAAUUUUCACUGGGACAUAUCUCAUCCAAGUCAACAAGACAUGUGAAUCAACUCUGCAGAGUGUGACUGGAAUCCAAGGUGGGAAAAGAUCAAGGACAGGAGAUACAGUGGCUUUUCAAGAUAAAGAAAACAUUUGGGACAUAGUUCUCUUUGAGGGUCUACGGCAAGGGGAAGAUUCAAAUCCAAAAGACACUCUAAUCUGUACAGAGUGGACUUCGGAACAGUGCCUAGCUUCAAUUCCUUGUUCAGUCACAAUCUGUUAUUCCAAGAAUACCUUCCAGGAUGUCGCUGAAGUUUCCUCUAUGGAGGAUGCUGUGGCUCUAGAUCCAGAGAGAAGACUGAUGAGACCGUGAUGGCCUUGAAACAUUCGUCCAGAGACACCUGUCCAGGGAGGGUGCAUGAAAGGGUAUUCAUAUGCAAGUGGUGGCCAGGAGUCUGCAUCUGCAAGUUCUUGUGAAACACUGCUCCAGUCCCGGACCAGAGACUCUUCUGAUCCUUCUUAUCUAUCAGGAAACCUAGCAAUCCAUUGCAAGAAUGAACUCAGAUCCGAACCCAACGUUCAGUUGCAAGAAGGAACUCUUGAUCCAAACCUAGCGUUCAAUUUCAAGAAGGAACUUGGAUCUAAACCCAGCAUUCACUGCAAGAAGGAACAGUUAAAUUAUAUUAUUAGAGUGGAUAUUUUUUUGUUGAUGACAUCAGAGGCAUGCUCAAAUGAAAAAAAUUCAUUAGAGAGGACAUAUAAAUGUCAGUACGUCGCUGAGCUCACACCCUGAACAUGCGAGACCAGUUGAGAGAGGACAGGGUUGUUUAGAAUGUAUUCUUUAGAUUGUAUUUCUUGGAAGUUUGAUCUUCUUAAGUGAUUGUGCAGCAAACUGCCGCUGUGUCUAGUCCAAAGUGUUUACUAGUUUACUGUCUUGCAUUUCAAAAGAGAGCAUUUUAUAUCUGAGCGGAAUGAUGCCGUCAUGAAGUGUACCAUGUGUGUGAGAAAAGCACCGUUGACUUGCUAGGCUGUGGUGUAUAUUAGUUAUGGGUUGUUUUUUUUCUGUUGAUAAAGACUAUAACGUUCAUGUCCGCUCCGAUCACAGUUUAAUGUCGGAAGAGUUUUCCCACAAUUUAAAAAGUUGCACUAAAUGUGCUUUUCUGUAAUUAAAAAAAGUAUUGAAAAUUAACAGAGAGCAGAACAUUGGCAGAAUGAGA